Molecule: messenger RNA, 1906 nt
Organism: Nycticebus coucang (slow loris)
Lineage: Eukaryota; Metazoa; Chordata; Mammalia; Primates; Lorisidae
Gene: ZNF197
Product: zinc finger protein 197
Biological process (GO): regulation of DNA-templated transcription
Source: RefSeq, a predicted model, not a curated record
GUUUCUAUUCCAGAAGUCCAAACCUAAGAGACUAAAGACCACAGAGAGGGUCAGAGUUCCAGUUUUCUAAGUUUACGCAGGGUGAUGGAUAACUGGAAUAACCUCUUUCAGGAGUUUCAACUUGAUUACUAUUUAAUAUCAGAGCUCCAUUAUUUCAUCCUGUGGGCAAGUAAGUGAAUUCACAAAAGAAUGAUUUAUAAGCCAUGUUAUUAUUUAGAGUGAGAAGUGUCAUAAGUAAAAAAAGAGACCAGAAAAGUCCCCCACAGGUCAUUCAGAUGUAUCAACGUGAAUAGAAAUGCAGAUUAAAGCAGAAAAGUCCAAGUCUUAGAAGAAGCAACAGGCAUCCUGAAGCCUUGGGCCCUGUCUUUCAUCUCAGCAUCCUUCGGGUCUGAAACACACAAGCCCUGACUCACAGGAAAAGAGGCACCAGGACCCAACCGCCCAGGAGCUCCGCCCCUCCACCUCCUCUGGGAAAACCGAUGAACCAUAGAGAUGCGGUUCCUAGAGAGCCGGGAUUGGGGUGCGGGGAGCCGCCGGAAGUUGCAGUAUCCACGGCUCAGCCAUUAUUUUGGGUUAUGGCUGUUGCCAUGUCCCGUUCCGGUGUCAACUCCUAGCGGCCUGGCGCUGAGCCUGCGCUACUUGAGGCUGGAGCCGCAGCAGGAACCCCUGAUGAUAUUCUCCAAACUCUCAGAAAGAAGUCAAGAAUUAAGGGGACUUGGAAAGGAACCUUUCUUAAAAGACAACAAUGACAAGAGAAAACUGGGCCCACGGUGCUCUGAGACAAGAAGGUCUUGUGAAAGGAAAGGAUGAUACCUGGAAAUGGGGAACCAGCUUCCAAGGGAGCAGCUCUUCUGUUUGGGAGACCUCCCACCUGCACUUUAGACAGUUGCGUUACCAUGAGACCUCUGGACCCCAGGAGGCUCUAAGCCGGCUCCGGGAACUCUGUCGCCGUUGGCUGAGGCCAGAAGCACGCACCAAGGCACAGAUCUUGGAGCUGUUGGUGCUGGAGCAGUUUCUGAGCAUCCUUCCUGGGGAGAUUCGGACCUGGGUGCAGCUCCAUCGUCCUGGGUGUGGCGAGGAGGCUGUGGCCCUGGUAGAGGAGCUGCAGAAAGACCUCGAUGGACCAGCACUAAAAGUUCCAGUCUUUGUCAAGGAUCAGGACAUUCUUCAGGAGAUGGGCACUCUAGGAACAACACCUCUUAUACCCACUGGCAGCCACAUACCAGCUGAAAUUUGCCCCAAUCCUCUUACUGAACAAAUGGUGUUCAACCUCCAGGAUCCUCAACAUGAUUCUCCCGCCCAUGAAGCUUCUAACCUUUCCCAAGAAGAGAACCCAAGAAAUCAAUUAAUGGCACUUAUGCUCCUAACAGCCCAGCCCCAGGAAUUGGUGAUGUUUGAGGAGGUGUCAGUGUGCUUCACUUCAGAGGAAUGGGCUUGUCUGGGCCCAAUUCAGAGGGCCUUGUACUGGGACGUGAUGCUGGAGAAUUAUGGAAAUGUCACCUCCCUAGAAUGGGAGACCAUGACCGAGAAUGAGGAGGUGACAUCAAAACCAAGGAUUUCUCAGAGAGCAGACUCUCAGAAGGGAACAUCAAAAGGAUUUCAAGGAGGUGUUCACCAGGUCCCUGAUUUUGAGGAAGAGUGUGAAUGGCAAGUUAUGUCAAGUCAGUGGGAAAAUGAAAUGGGGGAAAGGACAGAUACAGUGAAGAAAAGUUCCCUUUGUGAACAAGACAAGAAGAAAAGGCUGCUCCACCAGAAAAACGAGGCCAAACGUGGAAAGAAUUUGGAGAAAGCUUGACUUUAGGUUCAGCUAUUUCUGAAAGUUUAGUAGGUACUGAAGGAAGGAAGUUUUAUAGAUGUGAUAUUUGUUGUAAACAUUUCAACAAAAUCUCCCAUCUUAUAAACCAUC